UUGUCUGUAAACAUAAAUAGUCUCACAGAGAGAGAGAGAGAGAGAGAGAGAGCGCGACUGAAACGUGACUUCUUGACUGCAACUUGAAGCUCAAAAAGAAAACUCAGUAACUCACGCAUCCUGAGGUAUGCCUAUUCUAUAUACAGAGACUGAGUAAAAAUGUUACAGAUACAACACAUUGCAUGAUGUGCACGGAAAAAUUCCCAUUGUAGGUUCCUCAUCAACAGCAAAAUUCUAUGGAUUACGAAAGGAUCCAAAAGCCUCAGGGCGGUGGGGGGUUUUCACCAGGGAAGUUGAGGACUAUGCUACUGGGAGUAGAGAAGAAGAGGAAGGAAAAGAAAGAUCCUGAAUCUAAAUUUACUUUGAGAUCUCAACCUUCUGACUUUGAUGACGCUGGGGGUGGCGGUUCUGAUAAUUGCAAAGAUGUAGAUGUUGUUAGUGUCCUUCCUGAAUGCUCAAAUUUGACCGCUGCUGACUCUGUAGGCUCAGAUAUGCUUAGUGACCGUAGAUUGAAGGAUAACACAUCAGUCAAUUCCAGAGUUAAGAACCAAGAAGACCCUUCUUUAGAUUGUGAUAGUGGGCAUGAUGCUGUGAGUGUGUCCUCAUCCAUAUUUGAGUUUCAGAAGGCAGAGCGUGCCCCGCAAAGAGUGCCUAUUGCGCCCUUCUCCAAACCAGCGCCAUCCAAAUGGGAUGAUGCACAGAAGUGGAUAGCGAGUCCAACUUGGAACCGCCCAAAGAUGGGGCAGGCUCAAAUGCAGGGUGGGCAAGGAGUUGGAUCGAGAAAGGUGGGUAACUUCGGUUAUGGGAGUCGACAACCGACCACAAAGGUUGUUGUUGAAGUUCCAGAUCAAAAAGUAGCUAUUUUUGAAGAACCAGAUACGAAACGAAUUGACACAAAUCAAGCUAAGAUGGAAAGUGGGGGGAAGAAGUUUGUUACUUGGGAGUCUGACCCAUAUCCCAUUGCUGAUUCGUAUGGCAAACCUGUGCUCAUGAUUGAGAACUCUGCUGGAGAGUCAGCAAUCAAUCUUAGUCAGCACGAUGCUUCUGCAGCCUUGCAUGGAACAACAACAUUUAUUCCUCCCCCUUCAACAGCAAGGUCUGUGUCAAUGAGAGAUAUGGGCACAGAGAUGACACCUAUUGCUAGCCAAGAACCCUCCAGGACUGGAACUCCUGUGGGGGCAACAACGCCAAUUCGCAGUCCUACUAAUUCAAGGCCAUCAACUCCUGGCAGAGCUGCACCAGCUUCAUCUCUGAUUGACCAAGAGGCUAACAAGGAGUUGUCUGAAAAGGAGUUACAAAUGAAAACUAGGAGAGAGAUAAUGGCUCUCGGGACACAGCUAGGCAAGAUGAACAUUGCUGCCUGGGCUAGCAAAGAGGAGGAUAAGGAUGCAUCUACUUCGCUGAGAACUGUACCAGCUGAACAACCGGGUAAAAGUGUUAUUGAGACACGUGCAGCGGCAUGGGAGGAGGCUGAGAAAGCCAAGUAUAUGGCUAGGUUCAAACGGGAAGAGUUGAAAAUUCAAGCAUGGGAAAACCAUCAGAAAGCAAAAACAGAAGCCGAGAUGAGGAAGAUUGAGGUAGAGGUUGAAAGGAUAAGGGGACGGGCCCAUAGUAAGCUUAUGAAUAAGUUAGCUGCUGCGAGGCAUAAGGCUCAAGAAAAGCGAGCAGCAUCAGAGGCCAAGAGAAACCAGCAAGCAGCAAAAACGGAGCAGCAAGCAGAGUACAUUCGGAGAACUGGCCGCAUCCCUUCCCCGUUUUCUUGUUGGGGUUGGUGCUCAUGAUAUUCGAAUUCGAAUCACUUCCUGCUGUGGAGGCCUUUGUUCCGUUCUUCCCCAUAUAUCCAUGCUCAUACACACGUUAUAUUCAUGAGCAUGUCAAGAUGUCCAGC
This is a messenger RNA of Prunus avium (sweet cherry), 1888 nucleotides long. RefSeq names its product Remorin family protein. The record is from RefSeq and is a predicted model, not a curated record. Lineage: Eukaryota; Viridiplantae; Streptophyta; Magnoliopsida; Rosales; Rosaceae.